ACCAAUUGUGCCAUGGCAUUGCCCUUGGACUGCUUCUCGGGCCUUCUCUGCGCCGAAGAUUGCAAACUCAUCGUCGUCGACGACGGAGCCGAUGAAGUCGGGAGCGGGUCUCGCCAGAACCAGAAAGAACGGAUGUUUUUUCUUCGAUGAUUCGGGCUUCGAUACGAGAGUUUCGUUGCUUCUUGAGAAAGAAGGAGAAAUGAUGCCGAGGGAGGAUUACUUGACGAGGCUUCAUUCUGGAGACCUCGACGUUUCUGCUCGCAAUGACUCGGUUGACUGGAUUUUACAAGGUUCAUCGCCAUUUCAACUUCGAACCAUUGACUGUUUAUUUAUMUGUGAAUCAUCUGGAUCGAUUCUUAUCACAGUACGAACUUCAACGUGGGAAGCCAUGGAUGUUCCAGUUGCUAUCUGUAGCUUGCGUGUCUUCGGAGCGUUUCAUUUAAAAAAGUCAAAAGUAAAAUAAUUUAAUGAAAAAAAUCACAGCCCCAGACAAAAAACAAAGGUUAGAACUUACCUGA
Messenger RNA from Nelumbo nucifera (sacred lotus), 518 nucleotides. The record is from RefSeq and is a predicted model, not a curated record. Lineage: Eukaryota; Viridiplantae; Streptophyta; Magnoliopsida; Proteales; Nelumbonaceae.